AUGGCGCCUAAAGUUCCGAUGCGGUCGUCUAUCAGCCGAAGUCAGUUCUUGGAGCACGUCAAGGAGUACGACUUUAUCCGACUCACCUUUUCCGACUUGAACGGCCUCCACCUGACAAAGAUGGUGCCCGUUCGGUACGCCGAGAAAGUGGCCGCCGGCAAGUCGGAGAUCUACGCUGGCGUAAUGACAUUCGGACCGAGGAACGAGGUAAGUCACCAACUAUUCGUGCCCUGUUCAGGUCGGACGGAAUUCCGACGAGGCGACCCUGUCGAAUCUCGCCUCUGGCGACUUUAG
This is a messenger RNA of Protopolystoma xenopodis, 294 nucleotides long. NCBI's taxonomy places the organism in Eukaryota, Metazoa, Platyhelminthes, Monogenea, Polystomatidea, Polystomatidae. The record is from the annotation of a GenBank genome assembly.